Molecule: messenger RNA, 573 nt
Organism: Trypanosoma conorhini
Lineage: Eukaryota; Euglenozoa; Kinetoplastea; Trypanosomatida; Trypanosomatidae
Product: putative folate/biopterin transporter
Exons: 1
Coding region: 1-573 (190 amino acids)
Source: RefSeq, a predicted model, not a curated record
AUGGAAGAGGAAAAACUGGAUGUGAUACUUCAAAGAGCGGUGUCAAUGGGUCUCAACUGUGAUGCGGGCACCCUUGGGAAACUACGGCAAGUGCCUCUUCUUUACUUGGCCCGCAUGAUGGGUAAAUAUCUGACGUAUGAGAAGCAUAUCACUGAAGCGCUCUCUGUUUUGAGUCUAGCAACGGCAAAACGAGAAAAUCUGCAGGAUGACGAGGCUGUGGUUGUGCUGAAAUUUUUCUCAGGAAAACUUUCCUCGUUACAGACAGUUGAAACCUCUGUGGAAUGCAUAGCGAGGGUUAUUGAAGCCUUGUCCACGCAACGGCCGUGUAGCGAGAACGUUUUUGCUGAGUUAGCCCAUGGUUUCUUGGCCAAUGUUAGGUUUCAGGCAUUGCCAACGAAUGUCCGGCGGAGUGGAUUUAAAAUUAUUAACUACAUGCUCUCAGAGGCUUCUGCGCCAUGGCUUACCACGCCUGUUCUCCGUCUGCUUCUAGAAGCCAUGGAUGCGGAAGGAGAACCGGAACUUGUCGCAAAAAUGUUUGAGUUUUCACUACUUUAUAAGUACCUUUGCGGAUAG